UAUAGCUGUCUCUAGAUGCUCGUAUGCGAGGUGACAAACUAUUCGUGGUGAGCUAACAAUUUUGUACGUAAAAUAGCGUACUUUAAUUUGGUGUGUUCGUGUGUUUAUUGCUCUGUGAUUUUCGCUGACAUUUCCAAGCAGAAUUGAAAAAAAUUCUGCAAUUGCGUGUAUAAAAUUGACUCAUUGAAUUGCCAUCCUGUUUGUAAUUUGUAUUCCGGCUGCAGCUUUAACUUGCUGAAACUCGGAUCGAUUAUUGAAUAGCGGAUAAUCCAAUAAAGCUAAUAUUUUAAUAUCGAAGCUCGCAAUUUAACGCUUGGAGUACAAUAAUAUCCAGAUCAAGAUCAAACUUUUAUAACUUGAAUAAAAAUGGGGAACGUUUUUGCAAAUUUAUUUAAAGGACUUUUUGGAAAAAAGGAAAUGAGAAUAUUGAUGGUCGGAUUAGAUGCCGCUGGUAAAACCACAAUUUUGUACAAACUCAAAUUAGGCGAAAUUGUUACAACGAUACCUACCAUUGGUUUCAACGUCGAGACUGUAGAAUACAAGAAUAUUAGCUUUACAGUAUGGGAUGUGGGCGGUCAAGAUAAAAUUCGUCCAUUGUGGAGGCAUUACUUCCAAAAUACACAAGGUCUUAUAUUCGUCGUUGAUAGCAAUGACAGAGAGCGUAUCGGUGAGGCGAGAGAGGAAUUGAUGCGUAUGUUAGCUGAAGACGAGCUCAGAGAUGCUGUUUUACUAAUAUUCGCAAACAAACAGGAUCUGCCAAACGCAAUGAACGCAGCCGAAAUCACCGACAAGCUCGGUUUGCACUCACUCAGAAACCGUAAUUGGUACAUACAGGCGACGUGUGCAACCAGCGGCGAUGGUCUAUAUGAAGGUCUCGAUUGGUUAUCCAAUCAGCUUAAGAAUGCUAAUCGCUAAAUACACAUACAUAUAUAAAUAUAAAUUAAAGAAAAAUACAUUUUUGAUUUGAACAUAAAGUUAAUGAAAAUUUGAAUAAAAGAGAAACAAAAAGCGAAAAUGAAAGCAAGAAAAUCAACUGAAAUCAAAAUCCUACUGAUCCCAAUUCCCCUCAUAUCCAAACUGCAACAAUAUCAAGCAAUUUAAGGCGGUUAUCAUUUGUUUAGCGGUUGUUGAAAACAUUGAACGUAGUGAUAUAAAAGAAGACGAUUUUAGAGAACGGAACAUCAGAAGGACACAAUAUAAAACAUGUGAAACCGCUAUAUAAAGAAACUAUCCAUUUUCAAUUUGUACAUGUAUGUAUGUUAAUGACAACAAUAACAAAUCGCAAAACAUAAUGUGCAUCCAAAAGUAAAGAUGAGUUGUGAAGGAAGGGAAGAAACAUCAACAAGGGACUACAAAUACGGCAUCCACUUCUAA
Molecule: messenger RNA, 1374 nt
Organism: Rhagoletis zephyria (snowberry fruit fly)
Lineage: Eukaryota; Metazoa; Arthropoda; Insecta; Diptera; Tephritidae
Gene: Arf1
Product: ADP-ribosylation factor 1
Molecular function (GO): GTP binding; GTPase activity
Source: RefSeq, a predicted model, not a curated record